Cryptomeria japonica (Japanese cedar) is the source of this 1431-nucleotide messenger RNA. RefSeq lists its product as uncharacterized. The coding region runs from base 648 to 983 and encodes 111 amino acids. The transcript is spliced from 3 exons. NCBI's taxonomy places the organism in Eukaryota, Viridiplantae, Streptophyta, Pinopsida, Cupressales, Cupressaceae. The record is from RefSeq and is a predicted model, not a curated record.
UAUGUAUCCACGUUUUCCAUACAGGUCAUGCGAUGGCAGAUUCCUUGCAUAUUGAGAAUGCCUAUUACCUUGACGGUGAGACAAUCUAUUGCCGUCCCACUGCUUGAGCCCAUGAAAGAAAAGUUUUCAUAGAUUUGUUGAUUUUCCCAGGCGAGGCUUUUCUUCAAUGAAAUGCUUUUUACUACUUAGGGUUUCACGUAUUUUGCAAGAAUUAUUUGUUGAUGAAACAUAGAAAAUUAUCCCUUGGUGUGUAUCUUGCUGAUGCUUUACUCUUGAAAUAUGUUUAGAUUUAAAGCAUUUUGCUAUUAUUUGUUUCAAAUCCAUUUCUUUUCCCACGGUUGCCAAGACCUCUACCUGUAGGAUUUUUUCAAGUUUUUAAGUAGGAAUGGGAAGGGAAUUCCAUAAUCGUAAUUGUAGAAUGCCCAUGUUUUAUAAUUUACUACAUCUGCACAUUUUUCUCUGCCUUGCUACCAUGGAAAAUAAUGAGCACUGUGUGCAUGCUUACAACAACCCCGACGUCUGUGAAGGAAAGGAAGAUUAUUCGCAUUGAUAGGUGAAGUGGGAGGCAUGAAAGCCCUCUGCAUCUGCUAAAAACUCAUCGACAGUUCAUUCACGAUGCACACCGUUGUGACCUUGUACUGCUGUCCAUGACCCUUCUACUUUUGGUUUUAAUAUUCACAGACGGUUGCAGAUGCGUUGAGAGUUAUUCACAGUUUUCUAAGCGAGAGAACACACAAAAACCCGAGGCAUGGCGGAAAAAUAAAGGUAUGAAGUACUUGUUUCCAGACACGAGGCUGCACGAUCUAACAUUGCAGUCUGUAACACCGCCGCUGCUGCCCCAGUGCCGGUGCUAUUUCCAUCCAUCCUUCUCUCUGAAUUUGCAUUUGAAACUACUUUUUAAGGAGACAUCAAGCCUUAACACAUUACAAUUCAAUAUUACAGUUCCAACUCCUUACAUCUUCACGACGAGGGGCGGAAGCUAGAUCUGAGAAGUAUAUAAGUCUCGUGAUCUUAAUAAGGGUUAAUGCAUAUUUUCUUGUCCAAUGCAAAAUAAAUUCUAAUGGAACUUUCCUGGUCUUUUAGUUGGAAAUGGUGUCCUUGUUUCUCAUGGAACUGUACCAGGUGGAGUAUAUUAUGUUGAAAUAUCCCCCAUCAAUGCUAGCAGCUGCAACAAUGUACACAACUCUAUUCAUCCUCAAAAGGGCUCCAUCUUGGAGCAGGACAAUGGAGUGCCAUACUACCUACACUAAGAAACAAUUAAUGUGAAUGGAAAAACUCUUCCCUGCUAGUUUCUGUAUAUUUUUGUUGUUGAAACUAGUUCUGCUUCUCUGUAUUAUUUACUCUCAUUGCUCACUAUAAUCAUGCAGAGAAUGAGCCAAGUUGAUGACUAGAUUCCAUCAAAAUGAUGUUCAGAAUUUAUGAUUCACAAGA